AUGCUCCGAAUUAUUCGCACUGGCAAUUCCAUAAGAAAACCCCGACGAUUCUCACUGCUUAAACUUCUCGUCUCUGCCAAAUCCAACUUCUCCGCCACUGCUCCUUCGGAUAUAGACUGUGUUGGCAUUGCGCAAUCGGUAAUCUGCAAGGCUUCUUCUCUAUUCCCCAACAGUAAUAAAGGUAAAGUUCACAACUUAAGCUCUGGCCCUUCUGUCAAGCACCUACUUUGGGAUAUCUCCGAUACAGUACCUGAUGUCGCGCGUAGGUUUCGUCGAUUCCAUUGUUUGCAACCCGAACAUGUGCUUGAAAUGUUGCUGGGUUUUCAAUUUGAAUCUCGAAUGGUUAAUGUUAAGAAGGAAAAGGUUGAAUCUUUGUGGGGGAUAUUCAAUUUUGCGAGUAAGCAGGGUAUAUGGUUUAAGCACUUGCCCAAGUCUUGUGAGGCAAUGGCCUCUUUACUCCUUCAGUCUGGGAUGUUUACAGAGGUCCAGUUGUUGCUUUUGGAAGUGGAGAGACAAGGGAUUUCGUUGGAUGGGAAUGAGAUUUAUGAUGGGUUGAUUAGAGGGUAUGUUGAAGCUAGUAAGCCAGAGAGAGCUGGUUUAGUGUAUGAGAAGAUGAGGGAGCAAGGCUUGGUCCCAUCAUCAAUGUGUUAUCAUGGUCUUUUGAAUCUUUUGGUGAGGAUGAAGAGAAGCGAAUUGGCCUUUCGGGUGUGUGUAGACAUGGUCGAACUUCAGGUUGUUUUAGAUGAUGGGUUGAAUGCUGGUUUGGAGAACGUUUGUAGAUUACUUUGUGUGGAUGGAAUGAUUAAGGAGGCAAGGAGGCUUUUGAAGAAGGCAAUGGGUUUAGGAUUUAAUCCUAGCAGCUUCCUUGUGAAUGAGAUAGCUUGUGGCUAUUGUUCCAAACAUGACUAUGAAGAUUCUCUCCAGUUCUUCGCCAAGAUGAAGUGUGCACCAAGUGUUCUGACAGGGAACAAAAUUAUAUGGAGCUUGUGCCACAAUUUCGAUGCUGAGAGUGCAAAUUUGUUUAGGCUCGAAAUGGAGCAGCUGGGCUUCAUUCCUGAUGAUAAAAGUUUUGGGAUUUUGAUCGGUCAAUGCUGCAAGGAAAGGAAUUUAAGGGAUGCUUUCUUGCAUUUUUCUGAGAUGGUUUCAAGAGGUUUAAAACCUGGGACUUGGUCUUACAAUGCUCUUAUUGGUGGUAUGCUGAAGGAGGGCAUGUGGGAUCAAGCCGGCAUUAUUCUUGAUGAGAUGAUGGAUUCUGGAAUAACUCCUGGAUUAUCAACUUUUAGAAUUCUCCUUGCGGGAUACUUUAAAGCCAGACAAUUUGAAGAAGCAAAGAAAAUAGUUCAUAAGAUGAGGGAGAUCGGCUUAGUUGCCCCAUCUCCGAUUGAAGACCCACUUUCUAAAGCUUUUCUUAUCUUGGGAUUCAAUCCAGCCUCUGUGAGGUUUAAAAGGGACAAUGGGUCGAGUUUUCUGAAGACAGAAUUUCUCGACCAACUUGGAAAUGGACUGUAUUUGGAUGCAGAUAUAAAGGAGUUUAGAAAAAAAGUCAAGCAAAUCCUGGAAGAUUCCCUGAUUCCUGAUUUCAAUGUGCUUUUAAGGGAGGAACUUGAUGAUGGAAACUUCAGAGAUGCUUUCUCCAUUGUAGAUGAAAUGGUUCGAUGGGGCCAGGAGCCAACUCCAGAUGUCUUUACUAGAUUGGUAAAGGGGCUUUGUGGAUCCCGAUCCCAAAUAAGAUUGUGCAACUUCCUCAUUGAAAAAGUGCCCAAGUUUUCAAAUCUGCUAAAUGAAGAGGUCCUCAAUUAUCUUGUUCAGGCAUACUGUAAAAUUGGAUUGGCAGAGACAGCAAGGAUAAUUUUUGGUCAAAUGAUUCAAAGAAAUAUGAGGAUUGACAGUUCAAGCUUUACUGCUCUGAUUACUGCAUUAUGCAAGAAGGGAAAUUUGUCUGAUAAUCUGCAUGAGUGCUGGGAUAUUGCUCAGAACAGCAAAUGGCUGCCACAGUUGAAGGACUUCAGCCGUAUUAUUGAAGGUAUCGUCUACCGGGGAAUGCUGAUGGAAGCAGUAGAGCUUCUAGAAAAAUUGUUAGUCUUGCAUCCUAACUCGAGGCCAGAAAUUUAUUGUAUUUUCCUGGAGAAGCUUUCAGUUACCGGCUUGGCAUCAAUUGCUUAUUUGGUUUUGGAAGAGCUAGAGAAACAUGGAUUUAUUGUGGAUGACACUACUUACAGUAAUCUUGUAGCAGGGCUAUACAAAGAGAGGAAAUAUGCAGAUGCGUACAAAAUAUUCAACCAUGUUUUAGCUAGAAGCUUAGUCCUCGGCUCGGAUGUUUCUGUUAUUCUGAUUCCUCAGCUGUGUAUUGUUAGUGUUCCGAAAGCUAAUUUACUGGAAGAGACUGAACUAGGAAAAGAUUCAUCCUCUUCAUUUUCUUUUGUUGGAGCUCUACAUAGAAGAUUCGGUGUGAGAGGAAAGAUUAAAGAAGCAGCCAGUCUGCUACAGGGUAACAGAGAUCUUACGAGGAGCGUUCUGAAUGAAAUGGAGGCAAAGCACUUACCCUUCAAUGAUGCCACUUAUAACUUUCUUAUAGAUGGGUUUGCCAAAUGCAAAGAUGUUUCUAGCUCUAUUUACUACAUGUCUGCCAUGGUUUCAAUGGACCUUCAGCCAAGCUCCAGCAGCUUGAGAAGCUUAGUAUCCUGUCUACUCAAGCAAGACGAUUCUAGUAAGGUCUUGGACUUGAGUCGAGAAAUGGAAUCAAAAGGCUGGGUUCAUGGUUCCAUCCUUCAAAACGCAGUUGCAGAGCAGUUACUUGUCCAAAAUAAGUUCGAAGACGCAGAGAAUUUCCUGGAUAGGGUUGUGGAUAAAGGUUUAGCUCCAGAUACCAUUAAUUAUGACCGUCUAAUCAAGCUAUUUUGCUGUUAUGGAAGAACAAGCAAAGCUAUUGAUCUUCUGAACAUAAUGCUGAAAAAAAGAAACCUCCCAAACUCGAGGAGCUACGACUACAUAAUUCAAAGUCUUUGCAAACACAAUAAAGUGAACGAAGCUCUUGAUUUCCAUGCUGAGCUGUUGGAUAGAGAUGAUGGUAAGCCGAGCAUUGAGACAUGGAGUUUGUUGGCUCACAAGCUGUGCCAGGAAGGAAGAGCCUCAGAAGCAGAAGAGCUUCUCCAUGCCAUGCUUGCAGCUGGAGAAAUCCCCGGGAGAGAGAUGUACUCUUGCGUGAUUGAGAGUUACCGUUCAGAGAACAAUCUACGAAAUGCUUCCAAGGUGAUGGGAAUGAUGCAGAGAAGUGGAUAUGAUCCAGAUUUUGAGUCUCACUGGUCUUUGAUCAGCAACUUGAGCACCAGUUCCAUGGUGAAAGAGGCUGAUAAUGAUAAGACAAGUGGUGGGUUCUUAACUGGGCUUCUGUUUGGCAGUGGCCAUCCUGUCAGAACUAGAAGCAACUCUAAUAGGAUUAAUAAACCUCUGUAAAUGUUUGAUAAGUUGAGUCUCUGUUAAUGACCAUAGCUCGAUAACUAAUAUCCCAUUUAUGAAUAUUAAUUUCAGAGACUUUGACAUGAUAGUUGGAUCAAUUUCGGCCUGGAAGCUUUUCCUGCCCUUUUUGUUUUAUUUCAGCAACUACCAGCUGGUGCAGUUGCCAGGUACAAACCGUGUCCUGGAACCAAAUGGGAUUGGUUGGUUCAGUAAGUAGGGGAGGUGUUUGGAUUUGUUCAAUUUGGGAAUCUCAAUAAUACCUCCUGACCUAAACAACACAGAAUUUAAACCUUUUUUGGAAAA
Molecule: messenger RNA, 3759 nt
Organism: Linum tenue
Lineage: Eukaryota; Viridiplantae; Streptophyta; Magnoliopsida; Malpighiales; Linaceae
Source: the annotation of a GenBank genome assembly